Trichobilharzia regenti is the source of this 883-nucleotide messenger RNA. The record is from the annotation of a GenBank genome assembly. NCBI's taxonomy places the organism in Eukaryota, Metazoa, Platyhelminthes, Trematoda, Strigeidida, Schistosomatidae.
AUGGCACAAAGUGAAGUCUUAUCGAGUUAUGCUAAUCAUUCCGUCUCUUUACUCAAUCUACCUGACGAGUUAAUUCUGCGUAUUCUCAGAUAUCUAAACCAAAUCGACCUAAUAAGAAGUGUUUCAAGAAUUAACAAAAGACUUCAUGUGUUAACUCGCUAUUCAUAUUUCUGGAAACAUUUAGAUUUGUCUGGUUGUAAAUUACAACCAAAAGAUUUACGCCUUUUAUCUAAACAGAAACUAAUCGGACGACAGACAUGUAGUCUUAAGAUUGAAUUUGACCCAGGAUCUAAAAAUAUUGAAUCGGGAUUAUCAUCAAUCUUCCGAAAUUGUGGUAGCUUAACUCAUAUUCUUAUCAAAGGAGGAUGUUUUCAAAGCUUUCAAAAUCUCUUGAGAAUAUUCUCCGACCACUUAGAAAAUCUUGAGUUAAUUGAAACUCGUACCAAAAAUAGGUAAGUAUUAGUAUUGCAUUUCGGUUGUAAUUCGCCUUUCCCAAAGUAAAAUUAAGAACAACACAUUUAAGCAAACAAUAUUGUUUCCAAUUAGAUGUCAUCAGGCUUAACUCUAUACUACAUAACUUAUGCAUUAUUAUUUCUUUUAAUUCCUAGAGGAACAUAGGGCUUCAGCCAAACGUCGCCAUUGUGUUCGGUUCUCUGCUAGAGUUUUCACCUGGCUCCAAGUCUACCCACAUACUUUAAUUUCCUCUUCACAUGACCUCCUCCAAGUCACUCUUGCAUUGACGACCAACUCACCGCUUCCCUUACGGUCGAGUUCCACUCGAGCAAUGGCUUGUCUAGUAAUGUCACUUGAUGGUUUGUCUUCUCAGAGUAUGGCCAGCCAAUCCACCUCUAUUUCAUCCUGCUUAUUUGUUGCACAAUCGGUU